UCAAAAUUCAAAUAUGGUCCUCCCUCAAUUUAAGUCCAAACAAGGACGGAUGAAACGACGUGACAACAAUGAAAAUAAUUGUUUGAAAAAUGCAUGCAACGCAUCUCAAUUUCCCACUAUAUAAAUAAGUACCAAAAUUCGAUUUUAUUCUUCACACAAAUUCCUUAUUCCUUUGCUCCCAAAUUCAUGGGAAAUUACAGAUCAUGCGAGUCAAGAUCCACUCUCACAGCAAAACUAAUCCUCGUCGGCGGCCAACUCCAAGAAUUUCUAUGGCCGGUUAGGGUUUCGCUAUUGCUGCCGCGAGAUUCCGAUUGCUUCAUAUGCAGCUCCGACGAGAUGGAAUUCGGCGAGUUCCCGGCCGCGAUGGGCGGCAACGAGGUGCUGCAGCCGGGGGAGAUCUAUUUCGAGCUGCCGCUGGCGUGGCGGAACGUGCGCCUGCAGGCGGAGGACAUGGCGGUGUUGGCCUUGAAAGCGAGUGUAGCUCUGGCGAGUAAGGCUAGAGAUGAUGAUGAUGAUGAUCGGAUUAUAAGUAGCUGCUGCUGUUGUUUCCGAAUCCGAUCGAGACGAGCUGAACCGGCGGCGUUGUUUUGUGAGAAGGAGAUGCCGCUCCUCGCCGGAGAUCAGGGCGGCAGAAGGGGCCGAGGGAAGGGCGGAGCUGGGGCCGCCCCAAACAAGUUUGUUGCAAAGCUUACUGCAAUACUUGAAGAUUGAAAAUGUUGGGUUGGUACAAAGUCUUGAGAUUUAAUUGUUUGUUAUUUUAGGGAGUUUGUAAGUUAUUUCAAUAUCAAGGAUGAAUAUUACUCAUUCUUGAUUUCUUGCAUGAAUUGGCUGCUUCUAUAGUUUUUCUUGUGGAAGAAGUUGAUAGAUCUUCUUUUAAUUUUUUGUUUUCUAACUUUGUGAUCCUCGAAAAAGAUCUAUGCUAUAAAUAGAUUAUAUAUAUUAUCAAAUUAA
Molecule: messenger RNA, 951 nt
Organism: Salvia miltiorrhiza (redroot sage)
Lineage: Eukaryota; Viridiplantae; Streptophyta; Magnoliopsida; Lamiales; Lamiaceae
Exons: 1
Coding region: 94-711 (205 amino acids)
Source: RefSeq, a predicted model, not a curated record